Molecule: messenger RNA, 5900 nt
Organism: Bemisia tabaci
Lineage: Eukaryota; Metazoa; Arthropoda; Insecta; Hemiptera; Aleyrodidae
Source: RefSeq, a predicted model, not a curated record
GUCUCUACAAAUGGAGCAAAAGAUGGGCUGGGCGGAAUAAGUAUCUCACUUUUUCAAGCUCAGGAGCAGGAACCAAUCUUGAAAACCACAACAUCAACUGACGGUAGCUUCUCCUUGCAUCCAGUGCAACCAGGAUCUUACAGAGUUAUGGCCACUCAUCCCAGGUGGUUCUUAAGUAAAGACUCAUUGCAGCUUACUGUAAAAAAUGAUGCAAUCACGCUCCAAGACUCUUUUAAACUUGCUGGAUACCAAGUUUCUGGGAGAGUUAUAAGCGAUGGCGAGGAAAUGGGAGAUGUGAGCUUUGUUUUGCUAUCAUCUAAAAAGAAUCCAAAUAUUUCAGCCAUUGGAUGCGAAACAAAAAAUCUUGCAAACUUCCCAAUCCCUAAAAAGGACCUCUUCCCGAUUUGCUUCACAAAAUCUCAAUCAUCCGGCCAGUUUAUGUUUCCAGCAGUGCCUUCGGGUGACUACCAUAUUUUCUCGUACUAUGAAGGGCCAGGGGCCACCAAAUUUGAUGUCCAGCCCUCAUUAUUCAAAUUUAGUGUUGGCAAAGAUAGUUUGCACAUAAACACAGUGUUCCAGGUAACUGGAUUCAGUGUGGAAGGCAAAGUUUUGUCAAAAGAAGCUGGAGCAGCAAUCAAGAACUGUAUAAUUCAGCUGAAUGGCAAGGAUGCAGCCACUACCAAAGAUAAUGGGGUUUUCAUCCUAGAGAGCGUAAACAUCGGUACUUAUCAACUUCAGGUCACAGAUCCAUCUGAGAAUUACUUUUUUGAACCAAAAGAGGUUAAGAUAUCACCGAAUUCUCCAUUUCUACCAUCAAUACACCCAGAUAAAUUCAGAGUUUGCGGAAAAGUUACAUCAUCGCCAGAUGGAGAGAGAGCGCAACGUUUUGUGAUAAUUUCAGCCCAAUCUGAAAUUCUUGAAGAAUUAGAUGUGCGUUCGAACACCCAAAAGUAUUGUGGUUUUCUAUCACCUGGCAGUUAUGAGGUAUCAGUCAAGCUGGGCGAAGUGGAAAGAGCGUCUGGAGUUCAAUACUCACCUCUUACUCAGAAAAUUAGUGUUACGGACAGCCCUAUUUCUAACAUUGAUUUUUCACAGUUGAAAGCAGUAUUACAGGGCUCCAUCAAGUGCUUGGAGAACAAAUGUCCUUUGAUUAGGAUUCUACUUACAUCGAAUAGUGUACCGUCUCUCCAGCGCACCACCAUCGCAGAAGACGGCCACUACAAGUUUGAUGAUUUAAUCUUCGGAGAGUACACCGUGUCCGUGGAGUUGAAUCAAUUUGAUUGGUGUUGGGAAAGCCCAAUUCUGGCCUUAUCAGUGACGAGUGAAAUUGCGACUGCACCAACAUUUGUACACACAGGGAUGAAGAUCACCGUUAUUGCCUCUCAUGAUAUUCAAGGUUCCUAUCGUAAAUUAGGAGGGAAAGUACCUGCAAAAGCUUCCGUGUUAUCAGUCAAAGCAGGAACAUCAAGUUUCUGUCUAGCAAGUAGUGGAGAUUAUGAAUUCGCAUUCAGUGGCUGUCAUGGAUAUGAAUCUAAUAUUAUUGAAUGGAAAAGUGGAUCUGGUCCGUUGACCAUCAAAGCUAUCAAUCACGCUAAUAAAAUUCAAAUCAUUAGCUCAGACAAGACAGAAGAUCUUUACAUGAAUGUUAAUUACAUUGCAGAAAACAAGAUCAUCAAGACAACAAGGCCUGGACCUCUGAAAGCUGAUACUUCAGUCAUUACAGGAAAAUUUGUAUACACGUUGGAGGUAUUCCUGGCUCCUAACGAAGAGAUCGAGUUGGUUCCGGAAUCGAAAUUACUCAUUGUGACACCUUUCUCUCUCCAUGUUUUUGGCAAAGAUCAUUGUUAUCCACCUAUAGAACCAUUUCAUGCGGAAAAAGGUGUAAUCCUGACAGGCUUCAUCACUCCGCCGCUCUCGGGUGUAUCUGUUGUUUUUAAGGAUGAUGAUAGCAAUGUGAUAAACAAGCUGGUGACGGAAGCAGACGGCCGCUAUCAGUUUGGUCCUAUCAAAGCUGGUCUGUCGUAUAAGAUCACAGCUGAAAAAGAGGGGUAUGUCAUAAGUGGUCCAGAUAACGCAGGGGUCUUCAAAGCUCGGAAACUCGCUGAGGUUGCUGUUACAGCGAUUGACAAAAGAACCACAGCUCCCUUACAGGGAGUGCUUAUUUCCUUAUCGGGACAUGAAAAUUACCGCAGUAAUGGACAAACUGAUGCCACUGGAAAUAUCAGUUUUCUUUCAUUAAGUCCAUCUGAGUAUUAUUUAAGACCCAUCAUGAAAGAAUAUCGCUUUCUUCCAUCCUCCAGGAUGGUCAGUGUCAGCGAGGGUGCUACAGCUGAGAUCGUGUUUAGUGGAGAACGUGUUGCAUUUAGUGUAUUUGGUAGACUGGUGGCAUUAAAUGGUGAACCGGAAGAGGGGAUCUCUGUUCAAGCAACUGGUAUUGGAUCACCAGCUUGCACUCAACUCGUGGAAGAAAGCUUGUCUGAAGCCAAUGGUCUUUUUUGUAUUCGAGGUCUUCAGCCACAGUGCGAGUAUUCUAUUGGGAUUGCAAACAAAUCCAAUGAAAAUCAGCAUGUAUCCAAAACCGUACCUGAAAAAUUUUUAGUUAAAGCACUCCUUGACCCUCUAAAUGUCCACCGCAUAAGGGCGUCAUAGCGCGCUUCCUCACUAUGCACAUAAGUAUGGCUCCUUAUAGACCGCAUGCUGGUUGCUGUGCCGUCGAGUAUCUCAAACUCUUCACCCCGUCACCGUAUGUACAUGCCUGGAAUUUACAUGAUAUGCAAAAAUGAUGUACUCUUACCUUGUUUGCUACGCAUAAUUCUGCUUUCAGUCAGUAAACUUUGAUGUUGGAGCAAUAGCCUGUGGGUAAGGUAAAACUUAAAUGGAAGGAAAAGUAUUUUUUUUCCCCCCCACUUCAAAUAGCCUACAAGGGCUAAUCCUGCGCUUCAGUCCCGUCCCCCCUCCGUCCCUAACAACCAGUCCCAAGCAACCAUUAUUUGCGACCAUCAAACUCAGGUUCCCUGGCCGGGAAUCGAACCCGGGACCUCCCGAUCAUAGAGCUAGCGCUACAACCACUAGACCAUAGGAGGCUGACAACUGACAUUUUGAUGACACUUUGAUCCUAAUUAUUGCCCCACAUAGUUGCGCGGUAGUUUUUUUUUUAAUUUAUUUAUUUAUUUAUUUCAAUUUCAACGGGACAAGUCCCAAUUACAUAACACUGAAAUAAAAACAAAGGCAACAAAACAUACUACAAAACGGGCAAAACUAGAACUCGUUCUUUCACCGAAGACUUAAAAUUUGAGAUACUUAGGCCGUAAAAUUGGAUCCAUUCCGUACAGCUGUUUGCAAAAUCUGAAAUUCUGAGAAUAACAGAUCUAUGCUUCCAGAUGACAAUAUGUGAGGGGAUAGCAAAUAGACGAUUUAAGUUUCGCAAAGAUCUCGGAGGAACAUGAAAAUGAAUGUAGCUAAGAAGAGUAGGAGAAUAACUAAAAUUAUUAAAAAGUUUAAACAAAAACAUGAGAUCAUAACAACGUCACAUAGAGACUCGGGGGCAUAAGUUCAGAUGUUUAGCAAUAUCCUCAUAAAAAUGAUCAUGGAUUCCUAUGGGGCUUUUAGUGCGAUAGGAUGCAAACUUUAGAAAAUUGUGGCGAACUUUUUCAAGUUUACAAAUGUUAUGGGAAGUAUGAGAGAACCAAAUAGGAGAAGCAUAAGUUAAAAUUGGUAGCACUAACAACUUAAAAAAAGUGAGAAGAGACUGAACAUCCUGGAAAGACGAGGCAGCUCUUCUAAAAAAAUAGAAUUUUCAAAAGCUUUACCAACAAUAAAAUCAACAUGGUCAUUAAAAAGUAACUUAGGAUAAAAAAUAACUCUAAGGUCUUUCACAUUAUCAAGACGGGGAAUGGCUUCAUUAUUAAUAUGCUAGGAAUAAGUCUCAAUCAGAGGUGACCCUCUACAGAACACCAUGAAGCCACAUUUACCAACAGUAAAGGACAAACCAUUUAUAAGGAACCAAAGUGUAACACUAAUAAUAUCUGACUGAAUGAAAUAUAAGUCUUAUAGGGAAAGAACAGAUCUAUAAAGCUGAAAGUCAUCAGCAAAAAGCAAAAAUUUACAAAAUCGAAUAACAGAACGAACAUCAUUGAUGUAUACUAUAAAUAAAAGAGCACUCAUAUGAGAUCCUUGCCCAACGCCAGAAGAAGCAAGAAAUUCAUGAUAAAGAAAGUUGUUGAUCUUGAUACGCUGUCUUCUGUCUGUUAGAGCAGAGCAGAACCAAUCCAAAAUAGAACCCAUCAGACCACAAGCUUUUAAUUUGGAAAGAAGCCUUCGGACAUUGACAGUGUCAAACACUUUACAUAGAUCAGUAUAAAUUACAUGAGUUUCAUGGCCUUGGGCAAAAUUAUCAGUAAUAUAAUCUACUAGCACUGCCAAGUUAGAAACAGUUGAACGCUUUGGCACGAAACUAUGUUGUUCUUGGAUGAUGUAAGGAAAUAAAUAAGAAGAGACUUUCUUAUUUACAAGAGAAUCCAAUAAUUUAGCUAAAACAUUUUGGACACAAAUAGGUCUAUAAUUUCUAACAUCAGCUUUAUCACCCGAAUUUUUAUUAAAAGGUACAACGUGGCUUUGACGCCAACUAGAAGGAAAUGAACCUGUGCGCAGUGACUCAUUGAAUAAGAAGUAAAGAGGGAAUAAUAUAGUUUCAGAACAUGACUUGACAAAAAAAGGGUGAAGCCCAUCAGGACCAGCGGAUGCAUCAACUUUGAUACUUUCAACUUUCAAGAGACUCAUGCACUUCAGCAAUAGAAACCUGAAUUGAACUAAGAGAAUCAUCCGAGAAAGAUUUGUUGAGAUUAUCUAAGGAAUUAUUAUUGUAUACAGAGGCAAAAAGCUUCGAAAGAGGUUAGUAAUACCGUAACUUGUAUCAGCUUUCUUGUUAUCAAGAUGCAUGACAGAAGGGAUACUGUUACAAGUUUUUGAUUUAUUAACAAAUCCGAAAAAACUUUUAGGAUCUGACUUGACAUUACAUUCAAUUUCAUGGACAAAUUUCUUAAAUUCUUCAGUAUGAAUACGUUUAACCAGGGAUCUUUGUUCUUUAAAUUUCAGGAAGUCAUACUAGGAUCUAGAUUGAACAUAAAUUCUGUGCAGUUUUUUCUUAGUAAUAAUAGUGUGUUUCAGAUCUGAUGAGAACCAAGCAGGAAAUGGGUUUUUUUUUUUUAAGUUUUUAACGGGACAAAAAGGCUUAUAAUGACAGAUAUUUCCUUCAUAAAAACAUUAAGCAAGGUAUCAAUAGAGCCAAAAUUUUCAGAAUUUCAAGCUUUUAAUUUUUUAAUUUUCAGCUUUUUAAUUAUUUGUAGGUCAAUUUACGGCUUUUAAAAUGAACAAGAAUCAAGGGCGUAGAAGGGGCAGGAAGGACAAAAAAGGAAGUAAAAAGCGGUCGGUUAAGGGAUGAAAGAACAUUUUAUCUAUGAAUUACAGUUUUAGUAGCGGUUAAAUACUAAAGCAAAAAUGAAAUUAAUAAAAUUUGCGUGAAUUUUUUUUUUUUUUAAUAAAUGAAAACGAAGUUUGUCUAAUGAGUCAUUUUGUUUCUUUGCACCACAUAGUCUUAAGAGAAUUUUACUACCGGACUCAGUGAUGGAGCGAAACGUUGAGCCUAUAUCAUUAAAAUGACGAGUAAUCUUGCAGGUCUUCAUUUUUUUCUAUUAAAUUGCAGGGCGCCAUCUUGCCCUUUCCAGAAAUCGCCCAUUUAGUAUCACAUCUGGAAAAUGCUUGUAAAAAUAGUAUGUGAUUUAGUUUUGGGCGGGCGUUUAGGCUAUUGAAAGAGUAAAUUUAUGUUUUAACGUUUUGUCUACCAGAUUUUAGAAGGAAUAUUUCCUCAUUUUCUGAAGACAACGCAAUAAAAAUUCCCAAAA